AUGGCGUCCACGGGGGAACAGCAGCUCAGUAUACAUCAACUCCUGUGCAAGAAAGUGGCGCAACUAACUAAAGUGGUUUAUCAAUUGAACGUAAAGAGCGAGGAUAGGGACAUAGACCUCAACCUUAUUGCUAAGUCCUAUGAGGCACAGAUCGAUCAGAUGGCCACAGACAACGAGCAAAAGGUGCGCCAGGUACAGGAGCAAUUUAGGAAGCAUCAGCAGGACCUGGAGGCCGAGGUCACUAAGCUUUUAGGUGAUAUCAAGCGUUUAGAGAAGGAGAAAAUGCAGUUCCUCAGCAAGAUGAACGAAUACAAGAAGGAAAACGAGGAGAGAAUGACCCGCUUCAAGGAUGUCACGAAGCAGCGGAUCGAUCAGCUCAUUCUCGAGGUGGACGCUCUUCGCAGAGAUAACGUUGAUGAUGUGCGGAACAGCCGCAAAGCCGCAAAAGAUGAGCUUGCACGCGUAUCUGCUGAGCUGCGGGGCCAAAACGAAGCCCUUGCGGCCCAGUUAUCCCAAAUGACAGCGGCUCGCGAUAGAUUGCAGAAGGAGUUAGACGCCGUCCGUGCAGAUCUAGACAAAUCUACACGGGACGUAGAUGAUCUAAAGCAGCAACUGAAUGCGGCACUAAAAGACAAGCUCAGUUUAAGUGAUGUUACGCAAAAGAAGAUAGCAGCCCUAGAAAAACAGUUGGAAGAAGCACGUUCUCAGUCCCUCAAUAGCGGGGACCAAAUAAACAAGCUAGUAAAGCGAAUAGAUAGCCUGGAAGCAGAACUUAAGACAGCACAAGCAAACUAUAAACAGGAAGUCAGCACCUCUACAGAGUUGAAAAAGGAGAUAGCUCAGCUGAAAACUGAGAUUGCUAAUUGGAAGCAAGCAUCUGAUGAGCAUGCUGCAGGGUCUAGAGAGCUAGAAAAAAAGCUGAGAGAACUCGAGACCAGGUGUGCUGGGCUCGAUAAAGCUGUGGGGGAGAAGGACUUACUGUUAAAACAACUACAGCAAGAUAAGUCACAGCUUAAUACAGAAAUUGACGGACUCAGAAAACGUAUAGAGGACCUCCAGUCUAAGAGCACUGCCUCUUCGGAGUCUGAGCGGAAGCUCCAGCUAUCUCUUGAAAAUGCCACUAAGGAAGCAUCGUUCUUCCGGACACAGCUCUCUGAUGCUAACGCAAAGAUAGAUGAAUUAAAGAUGCAGCUGGCCGCCGAGCGCACUGCUAAAGAAAAGGCUCAAACAGAGCUUACUGCCGCAUCUGCACAGGUGGUCAAGUUAGAAACGGAAUUGCAGCGUCUUCGAGAUGAAUUUAUUACUGCCCAAUCCAGCGAGUCCAAUAAAUAUAACCAACUGGAAGCAAAGCUCAGGACACUAAUACAGGAGCUUGAGCAAUCAUUGGUAGAAGAAAAGAUAAAUCAUGAGAAGGCUCUACAAGCGCAGAGAGAUACUCAUGAAGCAGAAUCUGCAGCACUAAAAGCGCACAUUUCUGACCAGGAGAAGCUACAUCAGGAGAAGGUGGAACGAUUAGAACAGAAGAUUUCAGAACUGGAGACAGAAUUAUCAAAAAGUCUCAGUGGACUGAGUUCUGCACAAGAGCUGAACGCGUCUCUCAUGCAGAAGACACAGGAUGAAAUAGAAGCACUAAAGACUAAGGUUAUGAAGUACAAACUGUUAGUGGAUAGUAUCCAGGUGGAGAUAAAGCAGUUCUGCGGCUCAACGAAAGAGACAUGCAAGCUAUUGCUCGAUGCCCUGGAGUUAUCCCAGAGAGAUAUUUCAUCAUUACUAGAUUCACAAGCAGAAACAAUAUUAUUGCGCGUCUCACAGUAUAUUACCAGCAUGCGGAACGAGGCUGACUCCAGUAACACUAUGAAACGAGAGUACGAAGAAUUGGUAGGUGGCCUUCGGCGACAGAUUGAUGGCUUGAAUGCCGAGCUUGGGAAAAAGACAGAACAGACGGCUACACUAACAAGUGAGAUAGAAAAUCUCAAACAAUUACUGGAAAAUUAUCGUUUGGAGUUAGGUUCUGUAAGGUCAGAUUUAGAUUGUAAAGUGCGUGAACUGGCGGAGAUUACCCAAAGAUAUCAAGACGAGAUUAGAAAAGCUGAUUUGUCUUCCAAAGAAAUAAAAGAAUUGAGCAAGAAAAUCAAAUGCCUGGAGGAACAAAUAGCCGAGAUGGAGAACACUCUGGGCAGUACCCUCAAUACAACGUCAGCAGAGGCUAUUCAAUUGAAAAAACAAAUAACUGAAUUAGAGGCAAGACUUGCACGAGAGAUGGAAGCAGGUCACAAGCUGGCAGCAGAGAAAGAUCAGCAAAUAGAUACGAUGAAGAGUGAGCUCAAGUCUGCACAAGAGAAGUACCUUAGUCGUGACCGUGAAUAUAAGGAUCUAAUGGAAAAACUAAAUAUCACCAUAGCAGAUAACAACGCUCGAACAGCACUUCUACAGAAAGAGCACGACGAGCAACUGGCAAAAGAGCAGGAAAAGAUUAAAAAGCUUUCAGAUGAAAACUUAUUAUUAUCUGGUGAGCUAGAGCGUAGCAAACAAGCUCUAGCCUCGCUGACUGAUAUGCAUGAAAAGGAGAUUCGAGCGCUCCGAAAAGAACUUGCAAUUAACCAGGAGGCUCUUGAAAGCAUGCGCGAAAGCCAGCGGCUGUCCCAUGAGAAGAUACAAGGUCUCGAGGCACGCCUUCAACAUGUAACAGCUGACGCUGGACGCAAACUAGACGAAGAGUUUAGAAAGCACCAGGAAGCGUUGGCCGCCCUCAAAAAGGAACACCAGGAAAAGAUCAAUAGCCUGAUUAGCGAGUAUGAGGGCAGACUAACUUCUGCAAACGAGCAGUUGGCACAGGCCAUGGCAGAGGCUGAGAAGUCAAGAAAUGAGCUCUUGUUUGAGAUCGAAGGUUUAAAGGCAGAGUUCAAAAACAGGCCUAGUCGUCUAGAAGAUGUGGAGCUAAUUAAUCAGCUUCGGGCACUGUUAGAUAAGCGCGAACAAGAGCUGGAUGCAGCGGCCAAAGCAGUCGCUUAUUAUAAACGAGAGCUUCUAGCACGAGAAGAGUCCUACAACAAGCGAUUUCAUAAGGAGAACAGCCGAGUGGGAACUAUGCAGAUACCGGGCGUCCCUGCACACGCAAUGAACGCCCAGCAAAACUCUAUCGUAGGCAAUAUGAUUGGAGCGCCACUGGGAACCGCGGGCCUCAGUGCGGGGGGCGUACCCAUGGGAUCCUUCAGUCAGACUGGUCCGCUCACGGGCCGUGUGAGUAAGGGGUCUGCUAGUCCAAAGGCUAAGCGUCCACUAUCUAACAAUGGGCUGGGCCCAAAGGGAGCUAUAGGCCCCAUCAGUAUGCCAAAACACCUCCCAGCACCUCUUUAA
Giardia duodenalis is the source of this 3357-nucleotide messenger RNA. RefSeq names its product Coiled-coil protein. NCBI's taxonomy places the organism in Eukaryota, Fornicata, Diplomonadida, Hexamitidae. The transcript has a single exon. The record is from RefSeq and is a predicted model, not a curated record. Bases 1 to 3357 code for a protein of 1118 amino acids.